AUGAAGUGGCUAACUUUAUCGCUCUUCGGAGCGCUGCUCUCCUGGGCCAUCUACAGCAUCGCUCCCUUCGUGAGCCGGACCAUCACAGUGUUUGGGCUCUUUCGGCGAUACCCCGAGGGCACAACAACAACAGACGAGACACUCCAAGCCAUCCCAGAUACGACCCAUUGCGAGGACCUCCAUUAUCAUGCCCCUAGCGGGACGCUUUUCACUGCCUGCGAAGACAACCUCGAAGGCAGGCACAAAUGGUUCCCUCCUCUGGCCAACUUCGACGACCCUGAGGUCGGCAGCAAGGGUCUCGGCUCCAUCCAUGUGAUUGACCCCAAGACCAUGAAGUCUCAGCGCCUCAAGUUCGACAACUUCAAUGGGCCUUUCAUCACCCACGGCAUUGACGUGAUUCCGGACAAAGACCGUCCCGAGGGAGAAGCCGUGUACAUCUUUGCAGUCAACCAUGUUCCCGAGGUGCAAGCUUCCGGUGCAAAAGGGCCCUCUGCGCGCUCGCAGCUUGAAGUCUUUUAUCAUAUCAUUGGCACUUCAUCCGUCAAGCAUCUGCGCUCGAUCUGGCACCCGCUUAUCCGGACGCCUAACGAUGUUGUUGCUCUCUCUCCAACAUCUCUCUACGUGACCAACGACCACUUCUACCGCGAGCAUGGCAUCAUGCGCACGAUCGAGGAUAUGUACAUCAAAUCAGACUGGUCAGACAUUGUACACAUCCAGCUUGACUCCCUGAAAGCACCAAGUGCAGACGCUGGCGUCACCGCUCGAAUUGCCCUAGCUGGUCUGCACAAUACCAACGGCAUAGGGCACGGCCGCACAGAGGACGAGAUCCUCAUUUCUAGCUGCACCAGCGGUGUUCUGAACAUCGCCCAAGUGCCCUCUGACCCAUCCACGGGUAAUCUCACGGUCGUCGAGGCAAUUGAGAUCGACCACAUUGCCGAUAACCCGAGCUACUUUGCGGAUCCCUAUGCCAGUGCGGUUGACGACAGGAGUGGCUUCUUGGAGGCAGGUGUGUCACGGGCGGCAGACCUACUUCAUACCAUGCGGGACCCGAAUGCCAAGGACCCUGUGAUGGUGACGUAUUUAAGGCCGAAGCGACCCGAGGAAGGUGGUGGUUGGGAAAAGCGGGUGCUCUUGGAUGACGAUGGUGCCAGGUUACGGUCAGCCAGUGCAGCCGUGUUGGUGGCGAUUGAUCCAGCUAGCGAGCCGAAUGGGGGCAGUCGGAAAGCGUGGCUGUUUGCGACAGGAUUCCUAUCCAAGAAUGUGAUUGCUGUCAAGGUCGAUCUGUAA
Messenger RNA from Thermochaetoides thermophila DSM 1495, 1287 nucleotides. RefSeq lists its product as uncharacterized. The record is from RefSeq and is a predicted model, not a curated record. The transcript has 2 exons. The coding region runs from base 1 to 1287 and encodes 428 amino acids. Lineage: Eukaryota; Fungi; Ascomycota; Sordariomycetes; Sordariales; Chaetomiaceae.